Penicillium waksmanii is the source of this 1254-nucleotide messenger RNA. RefSeq lists its product as uncharacterized. The transcript has 2 exons. NCBI's taxonomy places the organism in Eukaryota, Fungi, Ascomycota, Eurotiomycetes, Eurotiales, Aspergillaceae. Bases 1 to 1254 code for a protein of 417 amino acids. Gene Ontology annotation, molecular function: S-adenosylmethionine-dependent methyltransferase activity. The record is from RefSeq and is a predicted model, not a curated record.
AUGUCUGACCAUGAGCAGACUGAGGAGGAGUGGGCGGGGGACUUUGACCCUUUUUCUGACCCCGAUGAGCGAAGGGUCCUUUUUGCAGCGCUGGACUCUUUCCGACAAUAUCGACGGACAGCGCACCGCAACACGACGCAUCGGCGCCGUCAGGCCUUCUACGCCUUACCGUCCGAGCAUUGGCAGAUGCUCUCUGAGCCCCCAUUCUCAAUUCUGAACCAUUUCAACGCCGUAGACGACGCGAUCGACGUCAAUGCUGAGAUCGCCGACGCUAUACUGGCCGUCGGCCUGGAAUCCUUUGGUCUCCCCGCCACCCCGGACAAGGACGAUCCCAACCAGAACUGGCACGAUACAGCCACCGCGUCCGAUGUCAACAAGGCGCACUCGACCAUUCGCCAGUUCUACCGCGACUGGAGUGCCGAAGGCCAGGUCGAGCGUGACGUCUGCUACGAGCCCGUUCUGAAGGAUCUCCGCGAGGAAUUCGCUGCCCGCUGCACAGCGGGCGAGGAGAUUCGCGUGCUGGUGCCUGGGGCCGGGCUGGGUCGCUUUGUUUUUGACUUGUGUCUGGCUGGCUUUGCUGCUGAGGGGAAUGAGAUUUCGUAUCAUCAGCUAUUGGCGAGUAGUUGGGUGUUGAAUCAUACGGCGGGCGCGGCCAAGCAUGCAUUGCAUCCGUUUGCGCUGCAUUUUUCCAACUUGAGGUCGCGGCAGCAGCAAUUACGCAGUGUGGCUAUCCCGGAUACGCACCCCGGCACGGCAAUUCAUGAAGCGGCAACGACGGGCCAGCCAAUUGGGUCGAUGUCCAUGUCGGCAGCGGACUUUGUGGUGCUGUAUAAACAGCCCGAGCAAGAGGCCAGCUUUGACGCGGUUGCGACAGUUUUUUUCAUUGACACGGCGCCUAAUUUGAUUCGAUACAUUGAAGCGAUUCGACACUGCUUGAAGCCGAAUGGGUUAUGGGUCAAUGUGGGGCCGUUGUUGUGGCAUUUUGAUGACGGACAUCCAGGCCAAGGUCAGGCACAGGGACAGGGACAGAGCAAAGAGGACACGGACGCAGGCAUUGGAGAACCGGGGAAUGUGGAGUUGACAGAGGAAGAGGUACUGGCGCUGGUGCGGCGCAUGGGGUUCGAGGUUGAGGCGCGGGCAGGCGAUCGAUUCUGUGGGUACAUUCAAGAUGGAGACAGCAUGCUUCAAAACUUGUAUCGACCGGGGCACUGGGUCGCCCGGAAGGUGGAGAUGGUGGGAGAGAGAGCAGCUUAA